AAAACUACUUAAAAUUGCAAAAACAAAUUCAGAUAUUCAUAGAAAAUUGAAGUUUCUGGUAAGCUUAUUAUUAUACAUCAAAUAUAGAAUAAUGGGUGUAGGACAGUUAGGAAUAAUGAGUAUGAUAAUUAUGGUUGUAGUGACAUUUUGGGGAGUGGUUAGUAAUGCACAGCCAAGCUGCCCUGGUGCGUUAACGUCGUUGACACCUUGCUUGAGCUUUAGCCUUCGAAAUUCGUCAACACCGUCUUCUUCUUGUUGCUCCGAGUUAGCUAAUAUGCUACAGACGGCGCCGGUGUGUCUUUGUAACGUGCUUAAUGGUGUUGGUGGCCAACUACUUGGUGGUUUCCUUAAUCGGACACUCGCUCAAGCUCUUCCUAGUGCGUGUAAUAUCCAAACUCCACCUAUUACUCAAUGCGAUGGAAUGGGCUCUCAAGGUACAGGUGAUGGUCAGUACUCUCAAGGAUCCAUACUAAAGAUACCAUUGUUGCUUAUUGCUAUCUUCUUCACAUUAGUGGCGUCACAUUUUUAAUAAAUUAUCUUGUCAUUUUACAAAAUUCCCUUAUAUUAUGUACCACCAAUUAUACGAGUAAUAUUCUUUCAAUUUGUAUGGCUGCUGCCUGUUUUUGUAAUUACAUGCACUAUAUAUAUUACAAUUUACUUACAUUCAA
Molecule: messenger RNA, 668 nt
Organism: Spinacia oleracea (spinach)
Lineage: Eukaryota; Viridiplantae; Streptophyta; Magnoliopsida; Caryophyllales; Amaranthaceae
Product: non-specific lipid transfer protein GPI-anchored 5-like
Exons: 2
Coding region: 92-529 (145 amino acids)
Biological process (GO): lipid transport
Molecular function (GO): lipid binding
Source: RefSeq, a predicted model, not a curated record